This is a messenger RNA of Cryptomeria japonica (Japanese cedar), 1949 nucleotides long. RefSeq lists its product as uncharacterized. The record is from RefSeq and is a predicted model, not a curated record. The transcript has 6 exons. Bases 393 to 1466 code for a protein of 357 amino acids. Lineage: Eukaryota; Viridiplantae; Streptophyta; Pinopsida; Cupressales; Cupressaceae.
ACGAUGGUGUAAAUAUACUCGUGGUAAUUGUGGGCCCCUCGGAACCGCAUCCCAAAAUUAUCUGGCGGCUUAAAAUAUUGCAUCUAUAUUUAAACAAUCUAUUAUUAUCCUAUUGAACUUCGUGUUUCUGGAGAAAUCUCUGUUGCAGAAAGGAGGAGCAAGUGGAGUUUGCAUGCGCGAGGAGGGGACAAGAAUUCAGUUCUCUUUAUGUUUCAGUCCUCCCUUUAUGGCACUUGUGUGUGCUAGUUGCCAAUUAUCUUAACUGAUUGGAUUACAUCAUAAUUCGUUGUCCUACUAUCUGUCGUAAGCCGCUGAUGUUGCAAAUAAGAAACCAUGGCAGUCUGCGUUCCGCUUUGAAAUAACAAAAAUAUAGCAGAUACAAAUUGGAAGCCAUGAGUGAAGAGUGGUGUAAAAGCAAAUGCCGAUGCAGCUGUACUUGCACAUGGUACAAGGAUUUACUAGUGGGAAAAACAUCCAAGAAAUCACCUCUCUUAAGGAGAAUGAUAUUACUGAUUUUCACAGCAUUACUUGGGAUUUAUAUAUGCUUUAUUUGCAUUAAGCAAAGUAAUACAGAUGUUAAAACCAAAUAUGUACUUCCUCAUCAAAAGAAAAUGAAAGAUCACUCCUGUCAGAUAUCACCUGCAGUGUCACAGGAAAAUGUAUAUAUACACUAUCCCCAACCAAGAACAUAUAAUAGGAAGGAAUGUGCUUGUACACCAGUGCAAUUCUUUGCCAUUUUAUCCAUGCAAAGAUCUGGAAGUGGGUGGUUUGAAACAUUAUUGAAUAGCCAUCCAAAUAUUAGUUCAAAUGGAGAGGUAUUUUCAGUGAAAGAAAGAAGAAAAAAUGUUUUGACAAUAUUGCAAACACUGGAUAAUGUUUAUAAUAUGGAUUGGUCCAGUAGUGCUGCGAAGAAUGAAUGUUCAGCUGCAAUAGGGCUUAAAUGGAUGCUUAAUCAGGGUGUGAUGGAAUACAACAGGGAAAUAGUUGAUUAUUUCAAUAGAAAAGGUGUAUCUGUCAUCUUACUGUUCAGGCGUAAUAUUUUGCGACGACUGGUCUCUGUGCUGGCUAAUGCUUACGAUCGUGAAACAAAGCAGUUGAAUGGCACACACAAAUCACAUGUGCAUUCAAAGCAAGAGGCAGAUUUGUUAGCAACAUAUAAGCCAGUGAUCAAUGUUACAUUUUUGCUGGCUAACCUGAAACGAAUUGAGGAGGUGUCUCGAGAUGCUCUGAACUUUUUCAAAAGUACACGUCAUAUAGUAUUAUAUUACGAAGAAUUAAUCAGUAACCCAAAGAAAGCGAUGGAAGUACAAGAGUUUUUAAACGUAUCAUCAAGGAAAUUGGAGAGCCAGCAGGUUAAAAUUCAUACUAGGGCCCUUUCGGACCAAGUCCAGAAUUGGAAUGAAGUGUGCAAAAAGCUCAAAGGAACAGAAUAUGAAAUCUUUCUAAACGAGUCAGAUUAUGUUUGAUUCAAUGCAGCAAUCAGUGUUCAACUUUAAACCAGCCAGCAGUUUAAAAUUCGUACUCUGGCCCUUCCAGACCAAGUCCAGAAUUGGAAUGAGUUGUGCAAAAAGCUGAAGGGAACAGAUUAUGAGAUUUACUAAAUGAGUCGGAUUAUUUUUGAUUCAAUGCAGCAAACAGUGUUCAACUUCAAACCUUCUCUAGUCUCUCAGACGGUGUAAAUUAGAUUCAUUCAUUUCUUGAGAUAGAAUAGUCCAGGGAUUGGAUAUUCAUUCAUGCUUAUAUUUAUUUAGAGUAUCAGCUCACAAUGGUCAGUAUUUCAUGACUGAAAUGUGCUUUACAGCUUAAGCUUUAUUUCACAUUUCAGAUUGGGAUGGUACUCACCAUUUUCUUUUUGUAAUGUAAAUCUUUAAUGUGCUUACUAACAAGUAUGAUUAUUUCCUCCUAAAUAUAAUUCUAUUUAUGCACUGAGCAGCAUUUGCCAGUUCAAA